Messenger RNA from Beta vulgaris subsp. vulgaris (sugar beet), 1129 nucleotides. RefSeq names its product tropinone reductase homolog At2g29290. NCBI's taxonomy places the organism in Eukaryota, Viridiplantae, Streptophyta, Magnoliopsida, Caryophyllales, Amaranthaceae. The coding region runs from base 176 to 907 and encodes 243 amino acids. Gene Ontology annotation, molecular function: oxidoreductase activity. The transcript is spliced from 5 exons. The record is from RefSeq and is a predicted model, not a curated record.
AUUCACUACAAAUCGGUCAAGUUCUUGUCGGCUGAGAUAUACUUCUACUAGUAGUAUGCUAUAACUCAGCAGAUACUACUUAAAAGUUGCAAGAAAUGCUAGUAUUUUAGUAGAUUAAAGAUCAAAAUAAUUUUUCAUAUUAUAUACUUCAUAUUAAAAGUCCACCAAUAGUUGCAUGAUGAACAAACGAUGGUCUCUUGUUGGCAUGACUGCUCUUGUUACUGGGGGCACCAAAGGAAUCGGACAUGCAAUCGUGGAGGAACUAGCAGGACUUGGGGCAAGAGUUCAUACAUGUGCGAGAAAUGAGACUGAACUUGAAGCUUGCAAACGCAAUUGGGAGACCAAAGGCUUUCAUGUCACUGCUUCUAUUUGUGAUGUAACUUCUCGAGUCCAAAGAGAGAAUCUAAUGGAAAUAGUAUCAUCUGAGUUCAAGGGCAAGCUCAAUAUCCUAGUGAACAAUGUUGGGGCUUACAUGAAAAAGCCAACAACAGAGUUCACAGCUGAGGAAUAUGCAACUGUAAUGACCACCAACCUUGAAUCAGCUUACCAUUUUUGCCAACUUGCACAUCCCCUCCUCAAGGCAUCUGGAUUUGCCAGCAUCAUCUUCAUGUCUUCCGUAGCUGGUGUCGUGGCUGUUGAUGUUGGCUCUCUUUAUGGCACAGCAAAAGGAGCGAUGAAUCAACUAGCAAAGAAUUUGGCAUGUGAGUGGGCAAAGGAUAAUAUCAGAACCAACUCAAUUGCACCUUUCUACAUUCGUACUCCACUUACUGAAGUGGUAAUCACAUUACGUGACUGUUUUUUUGCAAUCGACAUUAAACGUCGCACACACUUUCUAAAAAAAAAAAUGUUUCAACAUCCGUUAUUCACAAAACUGUCCUUAGUGACAAAGAAUAUUUGGCUAAAGUGAAAGAACGAACUCCUCUUGGAAGGACAGGAGAGGUGGAAGAGGUGUCUUCCUUGGUGGCAUUUCUAUGCAUGCCUGCUGCUUCCUACAUUACUGGUCAAACCAUUUGUGUUGAUGGAGGCUUCACUAUUCAUGGCUUGUUUUAAGACCUAUAAUUCAAACCCAUUUUGAUAACUCGAUGUUUCUACUUCAUAUUCCAAUAAAAGUGUAAUUUGUAAACAUUAA